Messenger RNA from Diabrotica balteata, 2736 nucleotides. The record is from the annotation of a GenBank genome assembly. NCBI's taxonomy places the organism in Eukaryota, Metazoa, Arthropoda, Insecta, Coleoptera, Chrysomelidae.
ACUAAACCAGCGAACAGUCAACAACUCUCAGCUGAUAGCGCUUUAAACACAAAAUUUAAAGGGAACCAUACACUACAGAUGAGACAAUAAGUAAAAGUUGUGAUAUUUUUUGAGGUUAAGUGUGUUUUGUGUGUGUGAAUUAUUGCGAGAGGAGUAGGAGUAUAAGGAGAACAUGGACUUGUAUUGUUGCGAAAAGCCAGAAAAUGAAGUUCGAGCUUACGACGACCCGACAAUUUUACAUGAUAGAGUACUUAAAAAUUUACUCAAAACCGAGGAUAGAUACGUGUUGCCGUUCAACGCCUCUCUUGCGAAAACUCAAAAAGAAGUGACUGAAGAGAUGCGGAAGAUAGUUGCGGAGUGGAUGAUGGAGGUGUGUGAGGAACAAAAGUGCCAGGAUGAAGUUUUUUCGUUAGCAAUGAACUAUAUGGACAGAUUUUUAAUGUGUUGUUCAAUAAUGAAAAGCCAGCUACAGUUAUUAGGAACCACGUGUUUAUUAUUAGCGUCAAAAUUCAGGGAAUCCACUCCUUUAGCUGGAGAGACUUUAGUGUAUUAUACAGACCAUAGUGUUACAAAGCAGCAACUUUGGCGAUGGGAACUUCUAGUCUUGAGUCAACUAAAAUGGGAUAUAUCAGCCGUAACACCCCACGAUUUCCUUAAACACCUUUUUAACAGGCUGCCCCCUUUAGAAGAAAAAUGGAACAUCAGUUAUGAGAUGGUCCAGAAACAUGCCAAAACCCUUAUUACCCUUUGUGCCAGAGAAUUCACUUUUUCAAGGUACCACCCAAGUAUUAUUGCAUGUGCAAGUAUAGCGUCUGCAUUGUGUGGUGUAGGAUGGAUCUACAAAAGUGGCCGUAGUCUAGAAGACCUCUUACAGAGACUGACUGAAAUAACAAAUAUAGAAAAGGAUUACAUCCAACAGUGCUUAACACUGAUCGACAAGAUGAUCAGAGACUCAUCCUACUUAGAACAAGAAGUCCAAAGCCAAGAAGUUGUGACGUCGUACGACGCCUCGCUGAGACCUGGAGAAUCAACUCCUCCCCCUAUGGAGAAGAACCAGGAGCAUAGCACCGCUUUAACUCCUACGGAUGUGCAUGACAUUCACUUUUGACAAAAGAAAUAAAGUGCCAGUGAUAUAAAAUUUAACUAGAGCUUCCAUAUACAUUUUUAAAAUUUUAAUUCGUACCUUAAAUAGAAAACUUUAUUUUUUAAUAAUUUUCUGUGCGGUAAUGAGGUUUGGAAAUUGGAUCGACUCGCUUAUUUUAAACACAAAAUGGUUACCAUAAGACGGCAACUUUCACUAAUGCAUUUCAACUUUUCUUACCUUCUACUUGUAAUUUUUGUACAAACCCGUAACGAUUCCUAAUUUUGUUAUCUUUCAUAGUCAAUUCCGAAAACUUGAAUUACAUUAUAAUUGUCCGUUAGCCAUUUUGUGAUCGGUGUAUAAUAUGACGUGCGAUUUUCUGUGACUGGAUCUAUUUUCCCAAACUCGAAGCGUGGGCGUGCAGGAUAAAAUAGAAGAGAGGAAUGAUAGAAGAAUAAAAUGAAUGAUGAAAUGUCAUGAAAAACUUCGGGGGAAGGCAAUAAAUUACGCUUUAAGUGAGAAACAAUAGUGUAUAAAGCAUUUUUGGUUAUUUUUGAAUUGCAGGAACAGACCAAAACACUACUUUUUAUUAGAAUUCACUAAAUAAACUUAUCUGACAUUAGUAAUAUUUUUAAAUGAGGUCAUAAUAAACCACCCGUUAGAAUAUAACCGAACCUAACCUAAAAAUCAACUUAACAACUCUGAAAUCCUUCUUAAAACAAAAUAAUUUUAUUUUUAAUAGAAAAAUGCAUUUUUGUCUUGUGCAUUACGUUAGUUACCACUUUUGUUCAUAAAAAUUUUAAAUCAAAAUGAUAAAAAUGGUUAAUGUUUCAGUCUGGUCCUGCGCCAAAAGCCUAGAACACUGGGUGACCUUAAUUGAAAUCUUUGAAACUUCUUAGUCAUUGUACAUACAUAAUUUUUGUUCCUGGUUUUGAUUUUAUCCAAAUCGGUUGAAAUCAUAGUUUAUAAAUUAUUUACCUAACACUUCAAUAUCUGAAUCUGUUGCACAAAUUUUGUAUAUACUACCAUAUUACACGUUAUGUUGCAUUUACUCUAAAAUUAUUGCUUGAAUAUUUCAUUUGGAAUAAAAUUUUGAUGUUGAAUAUAAAAUUUUCAAUUUAAACUCUCAAAUCUAACCUAACAUGUAUUCAUAUCAUUGCUGUGAUCAUGAAAUCGUCAAAAAUAUUAGAAUAUUUUCAAAACUAUCUGUACUCUAAAAUAUAAUUAUUUAAUUACCAGUAAAAAUUAUUUUGGAAUCUCAACAUUUAAAAGAAAGAGAAAUUGUGCAACAGACAAUACUUCAAAGACUGUAACUUUCUCUUUAAAGAGACUUCUCUUUAAAGAGAAGUAGGUCUAAGUCCAUAAGAUGUAAUUAAAACAUUUUCAUUGUUUUAACAGAAUUAUAAAAUAAAAUAAUUUAUAAAAGUAUUUAUUUAGAUAUAUUAAAAAGUUGGAUUUGUGUUUAUCGCUGUUAUAAAAUACAAGCAAAUUCAAAUUUUACUUACCUAGAAAUGGUUUUUAGUUCCCACAACCUUUUUGAGUUUUAAUUAAUUAGUUUUAUUUUACAGCUAGGAUUUUGUAAAUAAUUUAAAUUUUACUGUGAUGUGUAACUAAACCCCAAUUUAUUUUUAUGGACUUAUUCCUCUAUUUACGAC